GACUUGCUUUAAACUUUAUUGGUUUAUCACAGUUAUUUAAUAGCUUUCAAUUGAUCAUUUAACUUAGUUCAACUAAUAAAAGAUUAAUAUUAAUUGAUUAAGCUUGACAGUUACAAAUACAAAUACUCGCGACAAAACAGUAUAGAAAGCAACAAAGUAACACAAGAUUUUCUACAAACUGAAAAGGUUAGAUAACAAAAUGUAAACAUUUUUAAAUAAUAUCUGUAUACUAUACUAAUGCCAACAUGCCAUUCUGAUUAUAUACUUUUUAUAUUCAUUCAUUAAAUACAUUUUAAAUUUUUUUUAUAAAAACCAUUUUCAGUUCUGUUCCAUAAAUUCACCCCUUCAACUAAAACACAAUAUUGUUUAUAUUAAAUCUGAACCGUUGCUUCUUAAACAUGCACAUUCCUCUCAAGUCAUAGUCUUCUCUGAUCUUAAACAACUUUUCAGGUAGUCGUGCAACAGGUGGAAAUGAUCGCAUAGUGAGCAAAGAACAGAGGUUACAUUUAAUGACUUGUGCCAACACUAAAAGAAAGUGCCGCUCUACUUUAUAUCAUUUACAAAAACAUGAUCCCGUCCAAUUGAUCAUGUUUACGAUCCGGCCCUCAGAAUGAACUUUGGAUCACCCAGAUAGGAUUUACUUUUCUUAUCAUUAAAAUACGACCUGGAUGAUCGGCAUCAGCCAAUCAGCUCUGACAGCAGCAGUGUUAGGUAUGGGACGUUUUCCACUGUAUUCCACAGAACUGUAUAUAAUGUUUGUCUGUCAUAAACUGACAGCUUGUUAUCAGCAGAAUCACCAUAUACUGUGUCGUUAAGGCAGGGAUAAUAUUCAAUGAUUCAUCGUCCUCUGCUUAUGAAGGACAAUAUGGUGGAGCGUCCAACAUCUGGCACCUUCUUGCUGCUAAACAGUUUCAAAUUUAGUCAUAUUUAUUGAUACCUAUAAUCGUAUCCAUGUUCUUUUACAUGCAACUCUUCAUAGCACUAGCAGUCCUACAUCGUGUUAGUGUCCUGCGAGCAGAACAGUGGCUGGUAAAAGGUUCAUUUAGAUUCUUAAGCAAAACAAACUGAAGUCAGUCUAUGGCAGUCCACUUUCAGGCCUUAUAUCCUAUCUUCUUCUUUGGUGUCUGUUCCAGUUGGUUUGGAAAUGCACAAAGAAAUAUCUUCACACUUUGUUUUGCUCUUCUCAGUUUUUCAUGCUCAAGGACCUGCUGGCUAUCAGAUAUCAGCAUCCGUCUCCUUAUACCCAUAAAACUUUGCAUUUUGGGGGUCAUUUCCUCAAAUUGGUUCAGAUUAAGUUUUCAUUACCAAUGAACAACCCCACAGUCCUGUUAAGCGUGCCUCAAAACACCCAAAAAGACUGAGCUUACAUGUCAAACACAGUAGAUCCUAAACAAUUGUGCAAAUAUGACUGCAUUAAAGGAUAUAUCCGAAGGCUGAAUCUUUUGACUAGUCCUAGCUUGCUGUCUGUAUUACCGGUGAGAUUUCCGUAUGAUUUUUUUAUUUACCACCAAAAUCCAGGCAAGAGGAAAUCACCCAGCAAGCUUUGCAGUCACUUAAUUCAAGCUUUCAGUGAGAGUACCACAUAAUUAUGGGUCUAAUCAAAAUCCAAAUAUAGCAUCAAAAGGAACUGUGUGUUUGUGUGUGUUUGUGUGUGUGUGUGUUUUGAGGAUAUGGGCAGCAGCAGCAGACUCACCAGAACAGUCGGUAUCUAACUGAUCAAAGUGAGUCCAGUGAGUCUUGUAAAUAUUCCCCUCAUUACAGUACAGCACAGUGAAAAUUGCAUAAUAACAUUCACUAGGGAGAAAAGAACUUCAAGGGUGUGAGAGUGAAAAGGUUUAUGAUUUAAAAGGACUAUCUUAUCUUUGUAGUCAUGCUUGAACAGGUGCCUCUUUUUGUGCUCUCAAGUCAGUCAACAUGUUCAAUAAUGAGAGAGGAUAAGACUUAUGAACAUAAACAGAGAGAGAUUAAGCUGAAAAAAUUACCUUAAUAUUCCUGUUGGGACAUAACCAGUGUCUGUUGUAACAGAAAGUUAUAAAGUGAUUUAUGUUUUCAGGCAACUUUUAGUCUGCAUUGUGGUACAUUUAUCCUAUUUAAUCUUCCUUUUACUAUUAUAUAUUGCUUUAGGAGUAUUCAAGGUUAUUCAGUUGUAAGUUUCUAGUGACCUUUAUCCUACUUUAAGGCAUUUAUUUUAUCUUAUGAUGUUACUUUCAUAUACUUAUAUACUUUCUUAUAGGGACUUAAAGAAAUAGUUGGGAAAUACACUCAUUGGAUUUCUUGCCGAGUGUCAGAAGAGAAGAUUGAUACCACUUUCAUGCUUGUAUGUUAAGGACAAGAAAAAAAUCUAUCAGCAUCUCUAAAGCUCACUAAAACAUGUAUUAUCUUAUUUGUAUAACCUGUACACAGAAAAGUCAAAAUGACAUUUUUUUUUGUUUUAGCUAAACCCCUCCCCAAACAGUAAUUGUCCAAUAAUAGCUUAGCAAAAAGUCAGCCAGAGACCGCCUUUUCAACCAACUCAUGGAGUUGACGUUAGCUUAAUUAGCUAGCUAGCUGCAGGUAAUAAAACCUGCCAGAGACGGUUGUCGAAAAUCGAUGGUCUUCGGCUCGAAAUGAGAAGCCUGUUUUUGUCCAAUACUGCCUGAAAUCAAGGACCAAGGUGUUUGUUUCAAAAAUUACUAAGAAUUUCAAGCUGUAAAUCUUCGACCAUUGUGCGAAAACGGAAAGCUUGACAGGCAUAGGAACAGUAACAUCUUUCUACAUUUGUUUCUAAAAUUCUCUUUGUGUACAGGUUAAACAAACAAGAUACUGUCUGACAUGUUGAUUUGUGAGCUUUAGAGCGGUUGGCUGGCAGAUGUUUAAACUCGGGACAGAACCAGGCUAGCUGUCUCCCCCUUGCUUCCAGUCUUUAUGCUAAGCUAAUCACUCCCUGGCACCAGGUCUGUACUAAACACACAGACAUGAAAGUGCUAUCAAUCUACAACUCUCGACAAGAAAGCGAAUAACUGUAUUUCCCAAAAUGUUGACCUACUCCUUUAAAUGUUGAUGUAUGACUAAAAUAACCUAGUAGCCCUUUAAAAUCUAUAACACAUUCAUUUUAAUCUUAUUUUAUCCAAACAGCAACAUCAAAAUAGACUCCAAUAAAUUCUUACUUUGGCGCCCCCCAGUGGCAGCAUCAAAAAUGAAACUGUGGCAGAGGCAUUGAUCAUAAUUUGAAAGAUGCUGUAAAAACGUAUACACAUAGGAGCUUCAGUUUUACUCUUUUGCUUUACUUCCCUUAUGGAAUAUUAUGACCCAUUUAUUUUCUACUAUAUUGUAAUAACAGUCUUAUCAGUAGCUGGUUUCCAGUAACAUUGCACUUAAUGGUAUUUCCUUGUGUGAGGCCAAUAAAAGUAAAUUUGUUCCUGAUACUUUGCUAGGGAUUAGUUAUUGCUGUGAUCAUCCUAUAGGCCUAAUAUUCCCAUAAUAUUCCUUUAAACGCUGAGAUGUUUAGGGGAGGGCUCUGCUGGUGGGAACCGCCUCAUGACGUACCUCUGUUGACAGUAGUAAAACCUCCACACACACACACACACAUACAUACAUACAUACAUACACCCCCAACCACACACACACAUAAACACACUGCCUCCACCUGCUCACACACUCCCGCCGAGCAGCCAGUGAGCCACCGCCGCUCCACGCUUCUCCAUCUCCGCGUCCUCUGCGCGCCGCGGUGCCUUCUGCUCUGCGCGUCCAGCUGUGCGCACAUCUCCCCCCGGCUCCGGAGCUCCUACCAGGGCUGGCUGAAGCUGAGCUGUUUCAAACCCCGGACAGACUGGAAACAGGAAUAUGGCUUCUAAAGCGAUGGAGCGUCUGAAUCUGUCGGAUGAACAGAUCAAACUGCUGGAGGACAGUUUUAAAAAAGUCACCAAGCAUCCGGAUGGGACGACGCUCAUGUUGAUCGCUGCGGAGUGCGGACUGUCAGAGGAGGAAACACUAAAAUGGUUCAAGCUACGUAACGCACAGUGGAGGCAGGCGGAGGGUCUUCCAGCUGAACUCGGAUCGGUGUUGGACUGAGACUGAAGAAUCUCCUGGACGCCUGAAGCUCUGCGCCGACCUUGUUUCUCCUGGACAAACUGACCCUACCACCCCUUCCUCAUACUCUUCCCUCUCCAUGUGUCCAUCUCUCUUUUUGUAUCUAUGAAGCGAUUUUAACUUACUGUAUGGAAUGUGAAGGUGUUUGUGUGUUGUUGCCAAUAUAACCGCCAUGUUUACAGAAAUAAACAUAUUGUUAUUAUAAGUUAAAA
Siniperca chuatsi (mandarin fish) is the source of this 4280-nucleotide messenger RNA. RefSeq names its product HOP homeobox (gene hopx). Gene Ontology annotation, molecular function: DNA binding. Gene Ontology annotation, cellular component: nucleus. Gene Ontology annotation, biological process: regulation of transcription by RNA polymerase II; cell differentiation. The record is from RefSeq and is a predicted model, not a curated record. The coding region runs from base 3823 to 4050 and encodes 75 amino acids. NCBI's taxonomy places the organism in Eukaryota, Metazoa, Chordata, Actinopteri, Centrarchiformes, Sinipercidae. The transcript has 2 exons.